Molecule: messenger RNA, 863 nt
Organism: Sitodiplosis mosellana (orange wheat blossom midge)
Lineage: Eukaryota; Metazoa; Arthropoda; Insecta; Diptera; Cecidomyiidae
Exons: 2
Coding region: 29-766 (245 amino acids)
Source: RefSeq, a predicted model, not a curated record
CAGUGGUUGUUAUUUAAUUACUUAAAAAAUGGGCAGAUCACGAUCUCGUUCGUUAUCUCGGAAAAAGUCGUCACGUCGCCGUUCAUCAUCUCGUUCAAAACAUCCUGGGAAAAAAAGCCGGCAUCAUACACCCGAAAGAAAAUCAUCAAAAUAUCGGCAUCGAUCAGAUAGUUCGUCCAACUCAUCGACAAACCGCUACAAAUCAUCAUCGAAAUACAAAAGUAAACGACAAAAGAAGCGUGACUCACGAUCUCCAUCGUCGCAUAGGAGCCGGCACAGACGGAGACGAACGAAAUCUUCGGAUUCAUCAAGCCGUAGUAGCAGUUCAAGCAGCUCAAGUAGUAGCUCCACGAAACAUACACACCGAUCCUCAUCGUCAUCAGAUAAACUGCAUCGAAACAAACCAUCCUCAUCGUAUGUCGACAGAAUUCGUGCGAUGCGUACGCCAACACCACCACCAGCAGCGAAGCUGAACUUUGAUGCAGGCAUGGAAUUUUUGGACAAACGACAAGUUUCAGAUGCUCUCGAGGAAAUCAAUGCCAAUGAUUUCCAACCGAAGACAUUCAACUCGUCGGCAAACAACAAGAAUGAAAAGUCAGACGCAGACAUAAUUAAGUUGAAGGGCGAGAUCAAAGGCGCCAAAACUGAUACAAAUGACGAUCCGCUGUUUCAUCAAAAGCUCUUUCGCGACGAUGACGAACGUAUGAAGGAAUGGGUUCACCGAUUUUACACCUAUCGACAGAAAAUGUUUGGUGCAAAUAACUGAGAUUUAGAUUAAGGAGGAGUUGAAAUUUUACAAAUUAUAAUAUAAAUUGUGUCAUGACCAAGAAAUUGUAUGAAUAAAAACAAACAUUUGAUUAAGA